Molecule: messenger RNA, 3858 nt
Organism: Cotesia congregata
Lineage: Eukaryota; Metazoa; Arthropoda; Insecta; Hymenoptera; Braconidae
Source: the annotation of a GenBank genome assembly
AUGUCAAAGCUUUUUUGCGUUAAUGUGAAUAUUGUUUGUGCGUAUGUUCUAGACAAACCAGCCGCAGAUAGACCCAGUAUGGCGCACACGGCUCUGCGAGAGCUUGUUGAACGUGCGGUCGACGAGGCCCGCAAACUACCGGGACUUGGAGAUACAGUAUCUACGAGAACUCAGCAAAGCACCAGUACUACUGUCGCCGAGCAAGACUACGAGGAUCUACUUGCUGCUGCCAUAUUAAAUAAAGUAAUUGAAAAGUACCAAAAAAAUGCAGAUGGGAAUGUUAAUAAUUCGACAAGAAAAUUUUUAAAAAAUAAAAAUAAAAUGAUGUUAGACAAAGAAUUAGGAGACGAAUUUGCAAAUUCUCCAGAAAACAAACUAAGAAGAAGGAUUUGUUCUGACCCAUUAUCACUUACGAUUGAAGAACAAAUUGAAGAGAUAACAACUACCUAUGCAUCCGAUGAAGAGCCUGAGUGCAUCAAGAAUAGCGUUCUUAACUUUAGCAACGCUAAACAGUCGUGGGAAGAAAAUUGGCUGUUUCAAAAGAAGAAAAUCGCGAUAAAGUCAGAACCCGUGGCCAUGUUAGUGCCAAACCCGAGCGCUGAAUACCGAGCUUUAAUAGGCGAUAAAGACGCCGAGGACACGUCAGACUUGUCCGAAUUUUCCGCGCAAUCCGAUGACGAAAUCGACGAGGAUUUGAUCCAGGUCAUUAAUCACGUGAGACCUGAAAAAUCCAGUGAUACCAAAGACUCAGAGAAGGAAACUCUCGCGACUGUUACUGCUCACUUGGACGGCCAAGAUGGCCAAGAUGGCCACCCGCCUAAAAGCGACAAAAUGGAGCCUCCUUGUAACGCUCUCAAGGAAACUAUUGCGAGCAAUAACAAGGAUAGUGAAAAUUUAGUUGGAGAUGAAGUUAUUGAGGAAUGUGUAAUUACAAAUGGCCAUUUGGAGGAAGAUAUUGAGGAAAAUUACGGAGUAAAAAAUUGUUUAGAUGAAUUAGUAGCACAAGUGCCAAAAACGCCGACUUCUACGCCGGCUAGAAAUUCGCUUUGUGAAUAUGAAGUCACGGAGAUAAAUAAAAAUUUUUGUGAUUUUGAUAAAUUAAAUGCUAAACUUGAGUCUAUUGAUAUUGAUGAUGAUGAUGAUGAUGAUGAUGAUGAUGAUGAUGAUGAUGAUGAUUAUGAUUCGUUAAUUAUUGAAAAUAAUAAUGAAGAUAAUAAUUCGGUGGAAAAUGAAAUUGAAAUAUUAGAAAUUGAAGAAAAUACUGAAGGAAAAUGUCGCGAAGCAGCGGCCAAGAGCGAGUCCAAGGUAUCAGGAACGAAAUCAUUGGAGCGGAGCGAAGAAGUUCAAGAAACUGACCUUGAGCUGUCGGCUCCACCGCGACCAGGCGACUAUUUAUUUGCAGGCACGAUCGCGGAGCGUGAGCACAAGAAGUGGGAAAACGCGGCGCCUAUUGAGAAUAAUCCUUACAGUCCUGAGAAUAUUAACAAGCGGCUCUUGGAGCGCCAGUAUGCCACUAGAUCAUCUGACGUCACUGGAAAUUCUAAUGUAUUACCAACUAGUCAAAGUCCUCCUCUACAAAUUCUUUUUGGUAAUAAUCGACCUGAUAUUAAGAGAUUUGGCCGCGAUUAUUACAUAAACGAAUCAAAAUCUCCGCGAGGUGAUAAAUUCCACCGUCCAGGAACAUCAAAUUCAAGCCGACCAAGCAGCUCACUGUCUCAUCAUUCGAGUUCAAUCGGGAGCGAUUUCGAACAGCAGGUGAGUGACGGACUAGAAAAAUUAGAAGAAUCUUCUCUUCGCCGUGAUCUACACAGACGAACCUACCGCGGUAGCAAUAUCAGUUCACAUUUCGUAACCAACCCUCUAAUUUACAUGGAUCAAUCUCAAUCAAAUCCAAAUCUCUCUACUAAAAUCACUACAGACACCUCCACUUUAACAAACGACAGUUUCCCUAAAUUCGACGACAAUUGGCCUCACAAGUCAGACCAAGCGCUCUUUUCCGAGCACCCAGCCUCCGACUUAGUGACUACAAACCCGAUCUACGAAGACGAGGUCACGAUAAGAAGAUCCGGAGGGUUCGCGGGGGACCGGGACUCAGGAAUGUAUUCAAUAGAGUCCAACGACAACGACUACUCAAACGACUGCGAUUCAUCGCUGAUCUCGAUCGACGAGGAGCUGGACGAUGUCCUGAAGCUUGACUGGGACUCCAGCAGGUCGGACGAGCCCUCCUUCUCGGACGGGCGGAAAUACUGGAUCCUGAACUCCCACAAAUUCCACACUUUCGGUGGGAUCAAGCGCCGGCAAGCCAAAGGCGAGUACAACAACCUCGAAGCCAAAAACUACAUCCUCUGCGACGAUGAGGUCGUCGAUUUCUCGACCCUCAAGUACCAGACCUUCGGCGGGAUCAAACACAAGCUCGAUUUCCAGGAGAUUAAUAUUUCCAAGCCGCCCAGGGUUCGUUCCUCGAUAAAGUCGAUCGAGUCAAAAUUCUCGCCUCUCAGCGAAGAAAUAAAUCGGGAAUCUAAUUCUGAAGAUUCCGACUCUGAUUCGGACGAUAAGUUCAUUCUAGCGCACCCUUUGGAGGCUUCUACCCUCGAGGGAGACAAUCUGAGACUCGAGCCCCCGCUGGUGCCGAAAGAAGUCUUCGAGCCGAUCGAAGCGACGUCCAAGCUGAUAGCUUCCCAGAAUAAUUUAGACCGCGAGCGCAAGAACAGCAAAAAUGAAAUAAACGCAAAAUUAAAUAACCAGAGCACGAACAAUCCCGAUUGCAAAAAUUCUUUUGAUGAAGACAACAAGCGCAAGAUCAGGCGGAUUGACUUGAGGGCCUACGGGUUUGAGAACGAGUUCCACGUGAACAAGGAUAACAAUAACAAGGACCUGGAAAAUCGGCGGGUUCCUAACAAACUUGACCUCAGGUCUUUUGGGUACGACUCUGGGCUGAGAAGGACGCAGAGCAACAAUAAUUUGGACAGCAAAGUCAAUAACAGUUUUGUCAAUCUUAAGACCAACGGCGAUGAUGAUAAUAAUAAUAAUAAUAACAAUAAUAAUAAUAAUAAUAAUAAUAAUGAAGAGUUGAAGAAAAGCAACUUGAUUGAAGGCUACUGGAAUAAAAGCACAGAAGUCUUGAAUAAAGAAAAACUGAUAGUCUUUGAGAAGUUCAACCGCAUGUCCUCCGCGAAAUCGGUCCCGAAUAUCACGAAGACGGACAAUUAUUACGCGAUUGCGUCUUCUUCGGCGAGCGAUGAGGACGAGAAGCACUUUGUCGAGCGGCUAACGAUGGACAAUGAUGAAAUUAAAAGGUAUGAUAGUUCGAUUAAGGAUCAUCACCGGAUCAUCAAGCUGAUUGAUAGAGAAGCUGAAAAUUCGGGCGACUUUAAUAGUUAUGAGACGGACUCCCAGAGUUCUAAGACUGAGUCCUCCGAAGAGCUGCCCAGGAGGUUUUCCACGAUCAAGGAUAUUAAAUAUUCCCUCGAGUCGCUUGAUGGAGGUGAUAAGUUUGUUGAUAAGGAACUUCCCAUGCCUUCGGUUAAGAAGUUAGCACAGGCUUUUAAUCAUACAUCUGAAAAUACUAAGACUCCAAGAAUAAUAAAAAACGUGGUAAAAGACAGACCGACGACUCCAGAAAUCCAAAUAGUAAAAACACCAAGGCAGAUGCACAGUCUGACAGCGAGGUCGCUGUCCAAAGAAUUCCGCGAGGGUCUAAGACAAAUUUCAGUGAAACCGCAAGUACAGAGUUUGAUUAUAGAAGCUACAGAAAAAAAUUCGACGAAUUUAGACAAGUCUAUUGACAUUGACGUUAUUGCGCCGGGAAAAAUAAAAAAUGAGCUCGAGUUUUGGGAGCAGCUUCAGAAGCAAAAUUAA